AUGUUUGACUAUGUGAAUCUAUUCUUCGCAGCGUGCGAGGAUAAAAACGUCAGAUUCAUAUCUAGCGAAGACUAUUUCAACUACAAGGACUUGCUCAAGGACACAACAUCGAGUAGUACUGCGAAAAUUACUGUAACUGUGCUAUCAUCUACCAGUGAUCCACACGCGUCAACAAAAUCGGGAGGAGAUGCACCCAUUGAUUCUACGGAUAGUACCAUCACUGGAGUCCCAGUAACAUCGGUCGCUACUUCUACAGACACAGGACAAUUGGCAGACGCAUCUUCCCAGCCAUCACUGUCAGCGUCUCCAACGCCAUCGAGCUCCACAACAGAAGGGGGAACGACAUCAGUUGGGCCAGCGCCGCUCCCGAACGACACUGGUCUCGCGGAAUCUACGUCGAAGGGGCAAAAUGGCGUGACUGUCCACUCGCAUGUCACUAUCACUGCAACCUCGAAAGCCGCACCUCAAUCUACCGCCACUGCCGCUGCUGCGCCUACACUCAGUACCACCGCUAUCGCUGGUACAGCAGCAGGCGGUACCGUAGGUAUUGCGCUCAUCAUCGGCCUCAUAUUCCUCUUUAUGCGCCGUCGCAAACGCCAAUCUUCACUGGCGUCUCCAGCAGAUAUAUGGGAGCCCUCUCGCAACACCAGCCCGAAGCCUAAAUUGCCAAAUAUCCAGGAUGAUUCGAGCUUCGGUCGAUACUCGGAGAUGGGAGCCGGUGUACCGAUGCGCCAACGCUCGAAAGCCGAGCUACACAGCGAGGAUAUAUCAAGAUGCAUAGUGAAGGCAGCGAAAACGCGCGAUACUAUAGUUCAGCACAGCUACCUGAACCGCAUCGUCAUGGAAGCAACAUGGAGUCUCGAUACCCUGAGCUGA
Messenger RNA from Alternaria novae-zelandiae, 876 nucleotides. RefSeq lists its product as uncharacterized. The transcript has 3 exons. Lineage: Eukaryota; Fungi; Ascomycota; Dothideomycetes; Pleosporales; Pleosporaceae. The coding region runs from base 1 to 876 and encodes 291 amino acids. The record is from RefSeq and is a predicted model, not a curated record.